Linum tenue is the source of this 1062-nucleotide messenger RNA. The record is from the annotation of a GenBank genome assembly. Lineage: Eukaryota; Viridiplantae; Streptophyta; Magnoliopsida; Malpighiales; Linaceae.
CCUCUCGCAAAACCCUAACUUCCCCUUGCUCACUCGUUGGUGGCGCCAGAUCUCUCUACAUCGUCGGUUGAGGUGCGUACACACUGGAAACGAGAUUUAUAAAAUCGCUGAGCUCGAUUUUGCUCCAUUUGAUCCUUGUGACUGCCCUUGUACUCUUGUAUAGAGAUUCUGUGCUUUUCAUUUAUGCAAUGUUCUCUUCAUUGGCUCUGUUUGAUUUCCGUUCUAGGCAGACUUUGAAUUCUUUUUAGCUAGCCUCGUUGGGUCUCCGAUGUUGGAAAUGAUGAGCACCCAUUAACGUUUGUAUAGUUGAAGCUCCAAUGGUGAGAGUUAGUGUUUUGAACGAUGCUCUCAAGAGCAUGUACAAUGCAGAGAAGCGUGGAAAGCGCCAGGUCAUGAUCCGACCUUCCUCAAAAGUGAUCAUAAAGUUUCUUAUUGUCAUGCAAAAGCAUGGAUACAUUGGUGAAUUUGAAUAUGUUGAUGAUCACAGGGCUGGUAAAAUUGUUGUUGAGUUGAAUGGGAGGCUAAACAAGUGUGGUGUCAUCAGUCCUAGAUUUGACGUCGGUGUCAAGGAGAUUGAAGGUUGGACUGCUAGGUUGCUUCCGUCUAGACAGUUUGGAUUCAUUGUGCUGACAACUUCUGCUGGAAUUAUGGACCACGAGGAGGCAAGGAGGAAGAAUGUUGGCGGCAAAGUGCUUGGUUUCUUUUACUAGGCUUAUUGCGGCUUCACGUUUUUUUUGGGUGCUCGGUGAGGAGUUUGUUUCUGGUUAUGGAGUUUUGGUCCAUGUGAUUUACUAUAGGAUACCUAAUUUUGUUGUCUGGUUUAGGCUUUUCUCAACUUGGUUGUAGUUGAAUCAUCGACCUGGACAAAUGGAAAGGAUUGAAGCACAAUGAACUUGUCUGCCGUCGCAUUUAUUUGAAUGUUAAAUGCUUUCUUACUAGCUGAGCUUUGUUUAUGCUAGAUUUAGCCCAUUUUGAGGAGUGAUGGAUCCAUUUAGUGUUAUAUUUGCUUGAUUAAAUUGUGUUUAUGAACUAUAUAGGCAACGAUUUCGACACCCUGAUACU